Molecule: messenger RNA, 1119 nt
Organism: Aureobasidium melanogenum CBS 110374
Lineage: Eukaryota; Fungi; Ascomycota; Dothideomycetes; Dothideales; Saccotheciaceae
Exons: 3
Coding region: 1-1119 (372 amino acids)
Source: RefSeq, a predicted model, not a curated record
AUGUCCCACGGCGGACCACUCACUCUUGCGCAGAAGCGCAUGAUGGCUAUGCGCAGUGAAAGCGCCACCAAUGCGCCCACAACCGACCCUCAGCACAUGCCACUUCUUCCACCUGUCUAUGAUCAAUCGUCAUCAGCUUCGACUAGCCCACGCAACACUGACAACCAACCUUCACUUACUUUUGGAGACAUCGAGAUGCAAGACAUCUCUGCGCCUGCCACACCAAGCUAUUCUCACUCACGUCCUCAGCCUUCGUUCUCUGCGGCCGCAAAACCAUUCGUGCCUCCUGGAGGUACCGAUACUACCACUGAAACCAUGCCUUCUGCAAGCACCACUCCAAUGAAGAGACUUCCUCCCCACCGUGCAAUGCAGGCACAAACUCCAAAGAAUUCUGCGGCCAUCCCUAUCGUCAAGCCAGAGCCUCCUGCUGCGUCUGCUCUUACUGAACAUAGCGCCGUUGAGCCACCUGUUCGCCGUACCGGUCCUCACGCAAAGUUGGGCCCUCAUGCUCGCAAAGUGGUCACUCCUGUUCAACCCGACGGUCCCAGCACUAUUCAGGCUCAGGACGACAAGAUCGAUGUUCAACAGACACCUGAUCCCGACACUUGGACUAGUGUUCAGGAGCCUCAGGUCGAGAUGGAAGCUGCUCAGAGCGAGCCUUCGCCCAUCCACUACGAGACUGAGCCUGAGGCUGCUCCAAGCGCUGAUAAGCCUGCCACUCUUGACUCUGCCCCUUCGGCCGAACCACAAGCUCCAGCAGUGGAACCUGGUGUGGCUACGUCGAACCAGGUGAAUCGCGUCACUAGCCAAAUUGGCCCUAACAAGUGGCUGGCCAUGUUGGAAGACCUGAAUGACCCUGAGAAGGGCUGUGAGGUCAUCCUCGCCCUCGCUGACCACCUCCGUUCCAGUGUGGGGAGCAGAAAGUCGACAGCCGGGGAGUUCAACACUGCCAAGGAAAUGGUAGUAUUGAUGGAAAAUGUAUCUGGACAACGCAUGCCUGCUAAAGUGGCUUCCGACAUGGCCGUCAGCGAUAUGAUCAAGGAGUGCGCUUCGUAUAUCAACGUCCACCAAUCUGACAUUCAAAUCGUCCUGAAGAUCAACCAAUCGGAAGAGCUGUGA